CGAGCUCUGUUACGUGGGCGGAGCGCGGACGAGUAACCGCGGCUCGGCUCGGCUGCCCACACGGGAGAGCGGGACCCACCACUGCAAGGUCUUUUUAGAGCAACUAACAGUCAUUGCAACGCUCCGAUAGUAACCGUUAUUUUGUAUGAGAACGGAAGUAACAGUCAUUGUAUCGUACCCACGUGACAGUUAUUUCGUAUAAUAACGGAAGAUUGCCGAUACAUGCUUUCCACAGUUUGAUGACAUAAUAGAAUAUACCGGCACACCACCUACAGCCACAAGAACAUGCGCUACCCCGCACCGGUUUAAGUCAUCCCGAACCCGGUCAAUCGCGCGCUGUCCCUUCUCCCGCCGCUGCCAAGGGUUAGGGUUUCUUCCAUUCGCAGACUGAUUUCUGUUUCCAAGUCAUGGUUGAUAUUGGAAAGCGUCAGCAGAGGGAUAAUGACAGUGAAGGUAAGCAGCAGAAGAAAAGAUUGGUCAACAAUGAUGGUACCAGGGACAGUGAAUUGGUUGUAUAUCGUAUCCUAUGCCCACUUGGUGUUAUCGGGAGUGUGAUUGGAAAGAGUGGUAAAAUUAUAAACUCCAUUAGACAAGAGACAAAUGCUAAAAUCAAAAUUGUUGAUCCUUUUCCUGGUGCGGAUAAGAGGGUUAUUACUAUUUACUGCUAUGUUAAGGACAAGAAUCCUGUUGAUGUUGAUGAAGAUAUCCUGCGACCACUUUGCCCUGCCCAGGAUGCCUUGCUUAAGAUUCAUGAUGCUAUAGUAAAUGCUUUAGAUAACUCUAAUGAGUUUGAAAAUAAACAGAAGGAAGGGGUUUAUAUCCUAGUGCCAGCAAGCCAAGCUGCAAAUAUCAUAGGUAAGUCUGGGUCUAUCAUCAAGAAACUGAGAUCCAAGACCAAUGCAAACAUCAAAAUUACUCCAAAGGAUCCCUCUGAUGCCACGCAUUCUUGUGCAAUGAGUUUUGACAACUUUCUUCAGAUUACUGGUGAUGCUGAAGCAAUUAAAAGAGCGCUAACUACAGUUUCUGCUAUCAUGUAUAAAUUUUCACCAAAAGAAGAGAUACCCCUCGAUAGCUCAGUUCCUGAUCUUCCCCACAUAUUGAUUCCCUCAGAUGUUCCCAUAAUUCCAGCUGGUAGUAUCUAUCCCACUGCAGACACCAUAUUACCUCCUGGAUCUUUGCCACCAGUCAUAGCUGCAACUCAUCAAGCAUCUGAGAUUCCUGGAUUUAUAGAUGCUUCUAAUGUGUGGCCAAUGUAUCCAUCUACUCUUCCUGUUGUCCCUGGAUAUGGUGGUCCGGCACGUUCAGAGGACCUGGUCUUACGAGUUCUGUGCCCAUUUGACAAAGUUGGACGUGUCAUCGGCAAGCAAGGAAAUACUAUAAAGAGCAUAAGGCAAUCCAGUGGAGCAAAAAUCAACGUUGAUGAUACUAGGGAUGAUACUGAUGAGUGUACUAUCACCAUCACAUCUAAAGAGUCUUCCAAUGAUGUGAAGUCCGCUGCAGUUGAAGCUGUUUUGCUGCUUCAAGAAAAGAUUAAUGAUCAAGAUGAUGACAGUGUUAAUAUUCGCCUUCUUGUUCCUUCAAAAGUCAUUGGCUGUCUUAUUGGCAAGAGUGGUUCAAUUAUAAAUGAUAUGCGCAAAAGUACAAAGGCGAAUAUUUAUAUCUCAAAGGGUGAAAAACCCAAACGUGCUGCAUCUGAUGAAGAGCUUGUGGAGGUAUCUGGAGAGGUAGGUAAGUUGCGUGAUGCACUCGUGCAGAUUAUUUUAAGGCUUAGAGAAGACGCUUUAAAAGACAAGGAUGGUAAUCAGAAUGCUCAAAAGGACAGCAAUCAGAAGGUUCCUCCUGUUGAUACUCUUCAUUCUAACAGUUUGUCUGUGCCUCCAGUAUUGCCUACUAUUCCACCACUUGCACCUUUGAACUAUGGCCAAAGAGCUGAAACUGAGAGUGGGAUGGGAAUAUUCUCUGGCAAUAAUUUGUAUGGUUACAGCUCGUUGCAGGCUGGAGAGAAUGCUUUUGGACCUCUUUCUUCAUUUUCAUCGAAUACGUACGGAGGAUUUCCAACUUAUAUUGAGGUAGUGAUUCCUGCAAAUGCCUUGGCUAAAGUUAUGGGUAAAGGUGGCACAAAUGUUGACAACAUCAGAAAGAUAUCAGGAGCUCAUAUAGAAAUUGUUGACUCAAAGGCAUCCCGUUUUGAACGCAUUGCCCGGAUAUCUGGUACUCCCGAUCAGAAGCGGUCAGCAGAGAACUUAAUUCAGGCCUUUAUAAUGUCUACCUAAGAUGACGGUCAAUUUCCAGAGUUGGUGAAUUUUUGAACUCUUUUUGUGAUGCUUCAAGCUUUCCAUAAUUCCCUUAGGUCUAUUAUGAAGAACAAUGGUACAAUUCCUCCUCCUCCUGUCUUUUGUACCAAACAGAGUCCACUCGUUUCUUGCAAAGUCUACUGCCAAUUGUCCUUCAUGAGAACUGUUCCCUGUCAUGAACCUAUCUUAUAUCAUAAAAUUUCUCGAAUCCUUGAUUUACUCUGAUGUUAAAUUCUUGCGAGUCCUUAAUUGUCACAAUGCCAAUGUCCUUUGUCUGACAA
Musa acuminata subsp. malaccensis (wild Malaysian banana) is the source of this 2575-nucleotide messenger RNA. The record is from RefSeq and is a predicted model, not a curated record. NCBI's taxonomy places the organism in Eukaryota, Viridiplantae, Streptophyta, Magnoliopsida, Zingiberales, Musaceae.